AUGACAAGAGUGAUUCAGGAUUUAAAGAUGCAGGGCAUCCUGGAGAAGCCAGCAGUGGUGGAUCCCGUUUUCUUCUCCAAAAUGUUUUUAAUAAAGAAGGCGGAUGGGGGAUUGAGACCCAUCUUCGACCUCAAGGCUUUGAACAGGUACAUAGCCACAAAGCAUUUUUACCUAAUUUCACAAUUAGACAUAGUUACCUUUCUUCAAGCAAACGACUGGAUAGUGAAGAUAGAUCUUCAUCAAGCCUAUUUCCAUUUGUGUGUCGCGGAGACUCACAGACGGUUUUUGAGGGUUGUUUACAAUGGAGAAAUUCUCCAGUUAACUGCUCUGCCAUUUGGCCUAUCAUCGGCGCGUGUAUUUGCGGCAGUCUCAAACUGGGUGGCAGAGAUCCUCAGGAAUCGAGGCAUUCGUCUUUUGGUCUAUUUGGACGACUUCCUCCUAGCUUGUCAGGACAGAUCCAAGUUAAUGGCACAAGUUGCGGAAACGUUGGCCGUCUUGGAGUCUUUGGGAUGGCACGUGAAUUACCAGAAGUCGGUGACGGAACCAACACACAGUUUGGAAUACUUGGGCCUGGUCUGGGAUACUCAGUACCUAACAAUCGCCUUGCCCAUCAGAAAAGUAGAAGGAAUAAAAGCCUCCCUGACAAAGCUAUUAAAGCGGGACAACUGCUCGUUAAGAGAGUUGCAGAGCGUGUUGGGAAAACUAAACUUCGCCAACUAUGCGAUUCCCCAGGGCCGUCUUCACUGUCGAAAGGCCCAACUCUUCCUGAGAAAGUUCUCCCGGAGAAACCAGAAGAGAAACUUGAGUUCCGGAGUGCGAGAGGACUUCCGGUGGUGGUUGGAAGCAGUAGAGGGCUGUCCAAACCCGUUACUCAAGAAAGAGGUAACGCAUUUCUUGACCACAGACGCAGCGGAUGCGGGCUGGGGAGCAAGUCUAAACAGCAAGUAUCUCUCAGGCAAAUGGGCCACGAACCAAAAAGCCUGGCACUCGAACCUAAAAGAGAUGUAUGCCGUUUAUGCGGUAAUAAGGUCACAGGGGUCAUUGUUACAGAAUGCCCACAUUUUGGUUCAGACCGACAAUCGGACUCUAGUAGCGUACAUAAGGAAUCAGGGCGGGACUCGGUCCUUGAAGCUGUUAGGCCUAACAACCCAGUUGUUAGAGUUGACUUGUCGGCUGAACAUAACGCUGACAGCGUACCACCUGCCAGGAAACCUAAACGGCAUUGCAGAUUGCCUGUCAAGGGGAAAGUCAGUACCCGAGUGGCACCUGCUGCCACCAGCCACGGAGGCAGUGUUCAGACAAUGGGGGGUUCCAGAAAUAGAUCUCUUCGCUACAAGAGACACGGCAGUAGUUUCAAGGUAUGUCAGUCUAGACUCAAGGGAUGGCUCCGCAGAGUUCUGCGACGCCUUCAGCCAAACUUGGGACUUUCAGACAGCUUGGGUAUUUCCACCUCCAAGCAUGAUGCCCAGGGUUCUGGCACAUCUGAACAAGGCCAGAGGGACAUACAUUGUGAUAGCGCCACAGUGGACCCAGUGCUUUUGGUUUCCCGACCUGAAGACACGCGCGCAAGUACCCCCACUUCCCAUAGAGAACCUGAGGGAGGUGCUGCUGGACAGGACGACGGGACUACCUCCACCGUCAGUGGACAAGCUAGUACUUCAGGCUUGGAAAAUUGGGGGUGGGGAGAUCAAGUAAAGGACUGGAGCAGAGACGAACAAAGAUUGUUGAGAAGUAGCUGGCGCCCCUCCACUAUUAAUACAUAUAGUGCACCUUUAAAAAGAUGGAUACUUUGGUGUGAAUCCCAUGGAGUGGAUAAUAAGUGCCCAGAGGGCAAGGACCU
This is a messenger RNA of Helicoverpa armigera (cotton bollworm), 1840 nucleotides long. RefSeq lists its product as uncharacterized. The record is from RefSeq and is a predicted model, not a curated record. Lineage: Eukaryota; Metazoa; Arthropoda; Insecta; Lepidoptera; Noctuidae.